AUGUCCGGAGAUGUGGAGGGUCAUUAUCGUUCUUCCGAAGCAGAGUCCACAGCAGCAGCCCUUUCGAAAUUAACUUCGGGGUCGGAGAUUUCACGUUCCGCUGGGGACGAUUCUUCGCAAGCUGCUCCGUCGACUCAAGAGGGGCCCGCUGUAGCGGCGACAGCUGUAGCAGAGCCGGCUGUAGCGGAGCCGUCUGUGGCAGGGCCGGCUGUAGCGGGCCCGAACGAGUUGGUGGAGGACGGCGCGGUGAUCGUUCGCGACGACCUGGACGAGCUGCUGCACUGCCUGCCGGGGAACCUUCGCGGAAACCUGCUGCAGCACCCUCGCAGAUCCGAGCUGCUCGAGGUGGUGUUGGAUCUCGGCCGUCGACCCGAGGCGCGCUUUCUGGGCGAUGGCGGGGCUGAGUACCUGCAGGAUGCAGAGGUCACCCGCGCGGAUCUCGAAUCCGCCUGCGAGUCCAUCGGCGCGUUUGGCGGCGACAAUCGCGCUGGCGUGGAGGGAACGCUUCACCGCAUCAGCGCCAUCCGCAACCGCAAGGGUGACGUGGUCGGGCUGACGUGUCGCGUCGGGCGCGCGGUCACCGGCCACGUGGACAUGGUCCGCGAUCUGCUGCACCACGGGCAGAGCCUUCUAUUUCUUGGAAGGCCCGGCGUGGGCAAAACAACAGUGAUUCGCGAAAUAGCGCGAGUUUUGGCAGACGAGAUGCAGAAGCGGGUAGUCAUCGUGGACACGAGCAACGAGAUCGGGGGCGACGGGGACGUGCCGCACCCCGCGAUUGGCGGCGCGCGGCGCAUGCAGGUGCCGGAUCCUGCUCUGCAGCACAGGGUGAUGGUGGAGGCCGUUGAGAAUCACAUGCCGCAGGUAGUGAUAGUGGACGAGAUCGGCACGGAGGCAGAGGCGCUAGCAUGCAGGACGAUAGCAGAGAGGGGCGUGAUGCUGGUGGGCACGGCGCACGGGCAGCUGCUGGAGAACCUCAUCAAGAACCCCACGCUCUGCGAUUUGGUGGGCGGGGUGCAGACAGUGACUCUGGGAGACGAGGAGGCGAGGUCGCGAGGCACACAGAAGAGCGUGUUGGAGAGAACAGCGCCGCCCACCUUCCCUGUGUUGAUAGAGAUGCGCGAGCGGCACUUCUGGGUGGCCCACCAGACUGACAGGAGUGUGGAUGCAUUGUUGCAUGGCAAGCGCCCUCAAGUCGAAGUCCGCACAAGGGACGAGUCCUUUCACGUCACCAUCGACCGGCGACUCUAUGACCGCAACGGCACCUCCUCCUCCUCUUCCUCUACUUCCUCCCCGGCCAAUCCUAGCAGCAGAGCAGGCGCUGUGGGGGAGGGGAUGGGCGGGAGCAUGUUUGGGGCAGGGAGUGCGGGUCCCGGCGUGGUGCUGGGAGGGAGGGAGCGGGAGAGGGACCUGUAUUGGAUGGCUGGGAGCGAUGAUGAGGGGUUUGACUGGAUGGAAGGCGGUACAAGCACACGGUAUGAGUUCAGCUAUGGGCGGAACAGCAGCGGCGGGAAUGGGAAGGGGGCAGGGCGAGAGGUGGCAGUGGAGCAGACAUAUUCCUGGGCUGCAAAGCUUGGUUAUGUCCCCGACAAGGAUGCUCUGAUGGAGGCCAGUGCUGCUUCCCCACGAAGCAACUCCAGCAGGAGCAGCAGCAACAGCGGCAUCAACAGCAGCAGCAGCAGAUCUGCGUCUUCCUCCCAGACUACCUACUCAUGGACGGAUUUUGAUGAGGAUUUUCACUACGUGGGUGGAGGGAGGGGCGCCCAUGGGGGGUAUUCUGGUGCGGGGACGUCGGGAAAGAGGGGCAGCAAGAGGGGGCCAAGGGGAAUUCGCCCUCGCUAA
Closterium sp. Yama58-4 is the source of this 1839-nucleotide messenger RNA. The record is from the annotation of a GenBank genome assembly. NCBI's taxonomy places the organism in Eukaryota, Viridiplantae, Streptophyta, Zygnematophyceae, Desmidiales, Closteriaceae.